AUGCGAAAAGUUUUUAACAAUUAUAAUGCGAUUGGAAUUAUACCAAAAUUCAUGAAAAUUUUAUUUUAUAGAUUUGUUAAUUUUUGUGAAACUCACUAAGGGGUAUUUAUAUUUAAUAAAGAAGUAAAGCAAUUAAAUAUUAUUUGUCAUAAUAAAAAUACACCUUUAUAUUAUAGUUUUUACAUAUAUUUAAUUUUUUAUUAUUACUUUAGCAUACCCUUAUUUAUUACCUAUAAGUUAUUAAACACUGAUGUUCCUCAAUUAAAAAAAGCCUUAUUUAUUAGUUAAUCAGACAAGCAAAUAAUUUUCUUAUUUUUGUUACUCAUUUUUUGUCUUUUCUCUUUUUACAGAAUCAAUACAUAAUUAUAAAGUGUCAAAAAUAGUUACAAAUCAAGAUUAAAGAAUAAUUAUUAAAAAUUUGAAUUUGAAGAAUAAAAAAUAAUCAUCAUUAAAAAUAAUAACUUCUAGAAACAUAAAAUAAUAAGGUACUUCCUGCCACUAAAGAAGAAACUGUUAUGUUAUAGAAAAAAUAAUAAAAAAACUAAAUUUAAGUUUAAGAAAAAGUACUUUUACAAUAAUUUUUACAAAUUUCAAUAAGAAAAUUGA
Messenger RNA from Paramecium primaurelia, 606 nucleotides. NCBI's taxonomy places the organism in Eukaryota, Ciliophora, Oligohymenophorea, Peniculida, Parameciidae. The record is from the annotation of a GenBank genome assembly.